Dromiciops gliroides (monito del monte) is the source of this 3954-nucleotide messenger RNA. RefSeq names its product 5-hydroxytryptamine receptor 1D (gene HTR1D). The record is from RefSeq and is a predicted model, not a curated record. Gene Ontology annotation, biological process: regulation of behavior; smooth muscle contraction; G protein-coupled receptor signaling pathway, coupled to cyclic nucleotide second messenger. NCBI's taxonomy places the organism in Eukaryota, Metazoa, Chordata, Mammalia, Microbiotheria, Microbiotheriidae. Gene Ontology annotation, cellular component: plasma membrane; dendrite. The transcript has a single exon. The coding region runs from base 518 to 1654 and encodes 378 amino acids. Gene Ontology annotation, molecular function: neurotransmitter receptor activity; G protein-coupled serotonin receptor activity.
UAGUAAGUAUUUGUGGUGGGAUGUGAAUCCAGGUCUUCCUGACUGCAGGUUCAGUGCUCUGUCUAUUUAUUAUACCACACUGCCUCUCAUAGUCUUAUAGUGGAAGAGCUAGAAACCACUAGCCCACCUCUCAGGGUAGUGGUGAGGAAAUUGCUUUGUAAAUUUGAAAGUGCUAGAAUAACAAAUGAGCAUUAAAAAAAAAAAAAAAGAUCUCACCUAGUUCAACUGCCUCAUGUUACAGAUGCCAAAAGAGAGGAAGUGACUUACCUAAUGACACAAAUGUAAUAAUUGAAGUCCCUAGCCAGGAUUUGAACCCACAUGUCAAGACUCUAAGUCCUACAUCCUUUUUUUCUACAUCAUGCUGUCUCCAGUGGCCUGGAACCAUGGUCUUUUCCCUUUGAUUUCUAGCCCCUACCCAAAAGAAGGGUGAAUCAGGCUACCACUCAUUCCAUGGCCCUGAGACCUCAGCAAGGUUUGUGAAAGUGGGAAGUUGGUGGAAGGCCAGAGAUCUUCUAGAAUGCCCCUCCAGAACCAGUCAACGGAGGACUCUCUGUGGAUCCCUCCCAGCAAACCCCAGAACUCAACUGAAAUAUCAGGGGCAUGGGAUGCCCGGACACUCCAGGCACUCAAGAUCUCUCUGGCUGUGAUUUUAGCGAUCAUCACUCUAGCAACCAUUCUCUCCAACACUUUUGUGAUCAUCACGAUAUUCCUUACUCGGAAGCUCCACACACCAGCCAAUUAUCUCAUUGGCUCCCUGGCGGUGACAGACCUCUUGGUCUCCAUUUUGGUGAUGCCCAUCAGCAUUGCGUACACCGUCACCCAAACCUGGACCUUUGGCCAGAUCGUGUGUGACAUCUGGCUAUCCUCGGACAUCACGUGCUGCACCGCCUCCAUCCUCCACCUCUGUGUCAUUGCGUUGGACCGCUAUUGGGCCAUCACUGAUGCCCUGGAAUACAGCAAACGUCGGACCUUUGGCCGGGCAGCUGCCAUGAUCGCCGGGGUUUGGGUCAUCUCCGUGUGCAUUUCCAUGCCCCCGCUCUUCUGGAGACAGGCCAAAGCUCAUGGAGAGUUGGCUGACUGCUUGGUGAAUACCUCCCAGAUCUCCUACACCAUUUACUCCACCUGUGGUGCCUUUUAUAUCCCUUCUGUACUCCUCAUCAUUCUCUAUGGUCGCAUCUAUGUUGCUGCUCGAACUCGGAUCCUGAAGCCACCUUCCCUGUAUGGCAAACACUUCACCACCGCUCAUCUCAUCACUGGUUCUGCUGGCACCUCCUUGUGUUCCAUCAACUCCAGCCUCCAGGAGGGGCAGCCCUCCCACUCAGGGGGCUCACCGAUUUUUAUCGGUCCUGUGAAAAUCAAGCUAGCUAGCAGCCUCCUAGAAAGGAAGAGGAUCUCGGCAGCAAGGGAGAGGAAGGCUACCAAGACACUGGGCAUUAUCCUGGGGGCCUUCAUCAUCUGCUGGCUCCCCUUCUUUGUCGUGUCUCUGGUCCUACCCAUCUGCCGAGACUCCUGCUGGUUCCACCCAGCCCUCUUUGACUUUUUCACAUGGUUAGGCUAUUUAAAUUCCCUCAUUAACCCAAUAAUUUACACUUGGUUUAAUGAAGAAUUCAAACAAGCAUUCCAAAAACUAAUAAGGUUCAAGAGAGGGCCCUAAUUUUAAUCUUUUCCUGCUUGCUGAUGAAUCCUGUUACCAUUGGGUCAUUAAAAUUGAGAGGGGAUCUAUUUCGUACAAUUCACAAAUUAGACCGUUCGUUCAGUAACUCAAAUGCCAAAUGUCUUCCCUGGUUCUUCCCAAAGGUCAUGAUGUACUUCACACACACACACCCCUUAGGGCUCGAAUAGUACUUUAUUUUGUCCCUCUCUAAUGCACUUAUGAUGUAUUUAUUUUGUAUACUUUUUGUAUUUACUUACUUGUAUCCAUUUCCUCCCAAUAGAAUGUAAGCUCCUUGAGGGCAGGAACUGUUCUUGAUUUUGUCUUUUGUGUCUCUUGCACUUAGCAAAUGCUUGUGGUAUUGAAUUCAAUGUAACAUUGUAGAUUAUAGCUAUCUGUGUUUUGUUUUUCCCCCUCUAUUAGACCAUGAGCUCUAUGAGAACAGGGACCGUGUCUUCUCUAAACUUUAUAUCUCCCCUAAGUGCAUAGAGCAAUAUUCUAUACAUAGUAGCUGCUUAAUAACCAUUUAUUGAAUUGAACAAAUAUUUUCAAAAUCCCAACCCUGUAUGCAGCCCUUUGCUAGGCACUGUUGAGGAUGCAAAGAUGAUAAGACCCAGUCCUUGUUCGUAAGAAGCUUACAGUCUAGAAGGAAAUAAGGCAUGUGCACAGUCAAGUAUAUUGCAAAUUGGAAAGUGAUAAAUGUGUAAGAAUAAUAAGAAGAAAUGAUUCUGUAAGAGAACCCAAUUUGAAAUGUUCUUUUUUCCCUGACCACUGUUCAGGGUUUACUCCUCAUAAUGCUUCCAUUGUUCCUGAGCCACCUUGGAAUCAUGUGACUGACAAAAAGCAGAAAGACAAUUAAACUUUGCCCAAGAGAGGAGCUGGCAGAGAUUCAGCUGACCCCAGGCUUCUGCUUUGGGGAAGUUCAAAAGAGAAGGGAGGAGAGCUAGGGUGAGGAGCCCAAGUAGAAGAUUCAUCCAGAAAAGGUCUUCUUGUCUGUGAUAGAUCUAUUUCAAAAUCAAGGAAAUAAUGAUCCAGGAAAUCCAAAAUCAAAAGAGCCCAUAGACUUGGCUCCAUUGAUGAUUUCCUGAGUUUACAGAGAAUAUGGAGACAGGAUGGCCAAGGCAAUUAGUUAAACCUGGGUGGUUUGAGAAUUGGUUUUAUUCACCUCAGGAUGAUUAGAGAGUCCAGAAGACACCCAGGAUAAGAAUCUAGAAUUCCAAAGACUAUGGAAUGUUGGAAUGGACUCUAGAACAAAGUAUUGUUAGACCUGGAAGGGAUCUUAGAGACUCUCUAAUCCAACUUUCUUGUUCUAUGUGAAGUAGGGUGUGUGUUAGUGUAGGGGUAUGUUGUUUAGAUUAGAAGCAAUGCUAGAACUGAAAGGUGUACCUGGAGAUCACCACAUAACCCCAUACAUGUGGAUGUGUCUUCUUUCUCUUUCUCUCCAGGUUCAAAGGCAAUCUAGUGGAUAAGCUUUGGAAUAUUUUUAGAAAUCACUAGAGAAUGCAAAACUCUCUCAGAAACUGAGUUUAGGGAGGGCAAAUGAAGGGCCCAUGGUCAAGUUCAGUGGUCAGGUUACACCUGAGCUUUAUAAACAGAGCCUCCCUGGUUGAGCCCCUCUUAAAAUGGAUGUACCUCACCUUUUGAAGAAGGAAAAAUACUAAGACUUUUUUUUUUGGUUCUUGAGAUACAUAGAAAUCUGGAGGUGGAUCUGGAAAGAUCAGGCAGGGAUCCUCUCAUACCAUGUCAUCCACAUUGUCUGCUCUACGUGAGCACUGAUGACAGGCAUCAUUGCCUCUGUAAAAAGUGGAAGGAGGCAUUGGGCUUCCACUACAAUAGCCAAGAAGAAGACAAGCACACAAUGAGGAAAAACUGCCAUUUAUCCUCUAGAUCAGAGACUCAAAAAAAUUAGCUUCUUCCCUUCCUUUGGCUCAUCCUGACACUGGAUUCUGUUCUCAACUCCCGUGCAUAUGACUUUACCCCAACACUCAAUGCUGCUUCCAUCCAUGUGGCAAUUCCCCUGCUCUCUUAAUGGAAUGCCAGUUUAUUGUGUGUCUUGACUUCUGAUUCCUGAGGGUGUUCUCACUCAGCUGGGCUUCACACUGAUUGCCCUAGAUGUGGUAAUUACAGCACUCUCCUGCACAGUACCAACUGACUGUCAGGCCAGGGGGCCUUCCUUGUUGUGUUCUCCCAUAGCUCUCUUGCUCACUGUGGCUAUGUUACAAUCUGUGUUCCUCACAUGAAACACUGUAAUAUGGCAUUAAAUGGGUAAUAAGAAGGAAGCAUUGUCCAAAAUUAUUUUUAUA